Messenger RNA from Pseudo-nitzschia multistriata, 1356 nucleotides. Lineage: Eukaryota; Bacillariophyta; Bacillariophyceae; Bacillariales; Bacillariaceae. The record is from the annotation of a GenBank genome assembly.
AAUCGAUGAGAGAAAUGUCGUGAGAUCACAACAAUCAUCMGUACUAAUGCCAACAAACCGUUGUCGCAAAAGUUUGUUUUUCGUAGCGACUAAGAGAACGGCAAGCAUUUUUGGAUUGUUUGAAUCAAUMCAUCUGCAUCGCAAUACAACUAUUCCAACAAAAUCAUGGAGGACUCACCUACAAAAUCUGUAACAUCAAACGACCAAUCGUCUCUCGACACACACUAUGAGAGCGGAAGAAAACAGCGCGGAUCGAUCUCUACAAAACAGGAAUUACCAUCGGCGAACGAAGGGUCGCCACCGCCACAGGGCACUCGCAGCCUGCACAACGAAGAAGACAACAUCGAAGUUAGGYGGCGAAGGAUCCAUUCCAACGUCUUAAAAGCCAAAUACGUAAAUUAUUUAUCCGCCACGUACUUCGCAAAAUGCCAGUUCUUCUUCAUUUUUCUUCCGCUCCAGCUCUUGUCCAUCUGGACUGCUAUUUCUGGUACGGUUUCGGCCCACAGUUCAGCGACUAACACAGCACCGGUUGAAUACAACGAUGACCAGAUUAACGACAUGAAACCGWCUCUUAAGGGCAAUGUUGUUGUCGUUUCGGAUGCUCACAUGCUUAGAAGGGCGAUCGCUGAUGGAGUYGUYGGUGCRCUGCUUCUGAUCGUGACGAACAUCAACCGGAAACUGAACCUCGAYGUSAAAGCASAGGAACACUCAAUGGUUGCGAAGAGGAUGGAUGCCUUGGACAUGUCCAUCGAUUUGAUAUGUGGUGAGUGCGACAGCCUAGCCAUCACUAUGAAAAAUGAAAAAAUGAGAGAGAUCGAAGAAGAAUUCAUGAAAUCGGUCGAGAACACCRAUCACCUAUCGCCUCCSACAAAAAUCAUGUUCGCCUUUGACAAGCUKGAGUUCGCCAUCGACGUGCGAUCGUCGACCAUGGGUAAGCACAARAAUCUCAAGCUCGCGAACAAVACGUACGACAUAAUACUGAAAAGAGCCUACAGCGAUCUAGGGUCGCUCCUCGAGGACAGGGUUAGCAAGCCGUUCCUGCCCCAGCUACACCCCGACACUGUAGUAUCCACUGUGAUCAAACGCCUCGACUCUCUUUUUCGGGACUWCGAGGAGCARGCGRAAAGGGGYUCCGUCRCUUCGGGAAUGUUCGAUCGCAAUACGAGCACCAAAUGGGGGUUCGAWAGCAAACGCGAAGAGAAUAUUCGCUCAGAAAUCAAGGCWCGCGAUCAAGAGGAGGUUGYAACGUCUGUCUAGAACGGAACUGUGAAUCGCUUUACUUGUAGUAGAUAGCUACUUAGAUUAUGGCAGCAAAUAUUUUUAAACGAGUAAUGAAAAUAAUUUUACUUCGCAUUA